UAAGAAAGCAAGAUGAGUUAUAGCCGUCUCUUCCUCCUGGCCCUUCUGUUCUGCCUUGGUUCUGCCUCUGAGACAAGUCUGACCUCUGCACAUACCCUGGCACCGGCCACAACUCCAACAUCAACCCAGUCUACAGCUGCCUGGUUGCCUCCGGGAGGCACAUCUUGGACAGAAGGUGGUACUGUGUCUCAGUCACUUUCCAAUUUCACUGGGUCUGUGGACAGCCAUGGGACCUGCCAGUGUUCUGUUUCCCUGCCGGACACCACCUUUCCCGCUGACAGAGUGGAGCACUUAGAGUUCAAAGCUCACAUCCUUUCUCAGAAAUUUGAGAGAGAGUUUUCUAAGGUGAAGGAGUAUGUCCAGCUGAUGAGUGUGUAUGAGAAGAAGCUCUUGAACCUGACUGUCCGAGUAGAGGUCAUGGAGAAGGACAGCAUCUCUUACACGGAGCUGGACUUUGAGCUGAUCAAGCUGGAAGUGAGGGAGAUGCAUAGCCUGGUCACACGGCUCAAGGAGAAUUUCGUUGGAAGCACAGACAUUAUUGACAUGCUGGAAGUGGAGAUAAGGAAUAUGACUCUCCUGGUAGAGAAGCUGGAGACUCUAGACCAAAACAACGUCCUUAGCAUUCGCCGGCAGAUCUCAGCUCUGAAGAUCAAGCUGAAAGAUUGUGAGGCCUCGAAAAGUGACCUUGUGCCUGCCACGCCCCCUCCUCCUGCUCCUGGAAGCUGUAGUCAUGGUGGUGUGGUGAACAUCAGCGCUCCUUCUGUGAUUCAGCUCAACUGGCUAGGGUUUAAUUAUAAAUAUGGUGCCUGGGGACGAGAUUACUCUCCUCAGCAUCCAGAGAGAACCUUGUACUGGGUGGCACCUUUGAAUACAGAUGCAAGGGUUCUACAGUAUUACAGACUUUAUGACUCACUGGAUAAUUUGUUAAUCUAUUCAUAUUCCCAAAACAGCCAGAUUCGCUAUGGCCAAGGGGGUGGUACAGUGGCAUUCAACAACAACCUGUAUGUGAACUGGUACAAUGGGAGGAACAUUGCCAAAAUUAACCUAACUACUAAUGCAGUCGAAGUGAAUCAGCCCCUCCCUCUGGCUGCCUACAAUAAUCGCUUUUCAUAUGCUAAUGUGAAUUGGCAAGACAUUGACCUUGCUGUGGAUGAGCAAGCACUGUGGGUAAUUUAUGCAACUGAGGCCAGUACUGGUAACAUAGUGAUUAGUAAACUCAAUGAUACCACUCUUCAGGUGAUGAGUACUUGGGUUACCAAGCAGUACAAGCCAUCUGUUUCUAAUGCCUUCAUGGUAUGUGGAGUUCUUUAUGCUACUCGAACUUUAAACACCAAAACAGAAGAGAUCUUUUACUAUUAUGACACAAACACAGAGAGGGAAGGCAAUCUAGCCAUCACAAUGAGAAAGAUGCAGGAAAGAAUUCAGAGCAUUAAUUAUCAUCCCUUUGACCAAAAACUUUAUGUCUACAAUGAUGGUUAUCUUCUGAACUAUGAUCUUGUUUUCUUACAACAGCCCAGGCAACCUGUAUAAGUGUUAGGAUAAAGGAGGAAUGAAAUCUUUGUUGAAAAUUGUCAUCUCUACAUAUUUAGACAGCUGCAGGGAAGUCUAGGAGUGUGUUUCUUUAGGCAUGAUGCUAGUAGAGAUAGUUCUAUCACAAUAGAGAUCUAGGCUAUUUGUCUCAAUUUGAUUUCUCUUGAGAACCAUCAUCCUCUUUGGAUAGAUUUAACAACUGAGAUAAGGUCUUUCCAGGUAAAGUUGUCAGAGGUUGGGGUACUAUGAGUCUAAUGAAGUUUCUAGUAAGGUGAAGUCUAGAAGUUAAAGAAUUUAAGGAGUACUUAGUAUGAAUUCUGGGAAUUCUUUCUCUUGGAAAAUUUGCAUGGUGACCAAUUACCCACCACAUAAAACCAUUGAAUUGUCCAUUGUGGAAAGGAUGCUGGGGCUUAAUUAGGUAGAUCCACAUCAGAAAGUGAACAUGAGAUCAAAUAUUUAGCUUUGUUUUCCUGCUGGCUCCUGGAACCUGCUUUGUGUAUGCCAGAUAGGUAAAUUUGCCAUCUUAAAUGUUAUCUGUUAGAUGUUUAGAGCUUUCUGGAGAAUUGGCUUAUUGUACAUUAAGCUGUACAGUGAAAAUCAGUACCAGAGCAGUCUUCAGAUGAUAUACCUGCCUUUUUUCUCUCAUUCUUCCCCCACAUAACUCAGUAGAACCCUUUACCUCAUAAUUCAGGUCCCAAAGCAGCCAUAAGAUUAGAAGCAGACUUAAUAACCAAUCACCUUUCUCUACUGCUUAUGUGUUGUUCUUAGAUAUUAACUAGUCUUUUUAUGGGACAGAUAUAAAAUCAAUUAAUUUUCUCUUGUCUUAUCAUGCAAUUUUGAUUUAUGUAAUUGCAAGACUGAAAAAAAAGCAAACCAGUUGUCAGUAAUGUCACUAGUAGCAUUUCCAGCUAUAUAAUAAAGAUCAUGGAGUAAGUUGUACCAGUUGUUUCAUAUAAUUUCUCUCUUUAAGCCUGGAAUUUGCAAGAAAGUGAAAAUUUUUAUUUGUAAAAGUGUAUUUAUAGAAACAAUAUAGGAAAGAACCUUGUAGUAUCAGUUUAAUCGGGGCACCUCUUGAGAGCAUGUGCUGCGAGGAUGCUCUCCUGGCUUUGGAUGACUCUAUCCUGUAGUCUUGGCUAUUUUCCAUUGAUGUUCAAAUCCUAAUUCUGUCUUUCUAUUUUUUAAAAUGAACUAUUAA
Messenger RNA from Apodemus sylvaticus (European woodmouse), 2725 nucleotides. RefSeq names its product olfactomedin 4 (gene Olfm4). Gene Ontology annotation, biological process: signal transduction. The transcript is spliced from 5 exons. Lineage: Eukaryota; Metazoa; Chordata; Mammalia; Rodentia; Muridae. Bases 13 to 1530 code for a protein of 505 amino acids. The record is from RefSeq and is a predicted model, not a curated record.